AUGAGUAAAGCCUAUGGAGUUCUUAUUAGCUGUCCUCCCAAAUUGGGAUUCUCUCGGCAUAUUACCAAUCUGAUUCGGGAGUUGGUGUUUACUGUUGAGUUCAGAAUUCUGCUUGAUGGGAGGGAAGUAGGAUAUGUUGUUCCUGAAAGGAGUUUAAAACAAUGUGAUCCCAUAUCUCCCUAUCUCUUUAUCAUGGUGCUUGAAGCCUUUCAUUGUAUGUUCCAUAAGAGAUCUGUUGAAAGGGGGAUUCAUGGUGUACCCACCCAAAGUGAAAGUGGAGUGUUGGAGAAUACCAUUGAUUGUUUUGCUGAAGCCUCGGGUCCAUUUAUAAAUCAUUCUAAAUCAACUGUGUCAUUUAGUAGGAAUGUUCUUGGGGCUGAUAGAGAGAUGGUGCAUGAGGUGCUGGGGAUUAGGGAAGGAAACUUGAGUGGCAAUUAUCUCGGGCUGCCAUCUCUAAUAGGAAGAAAUAAGAAAGCCAUUCCAACUUAUGCUAUGAGUGUUUUUCUAUUGCCUAUGGUGUUGGGGAGAGAGAUUGAGAGAAUUCUGAAUGGAUUUUGGUGGGGCUGUUUUGGGGAGAGAAGCAAGGGUAUUAGAUGGAAAAGAUGGGAUGAGUUGUGUGUUCCUAACAAUUGGGGAGGCAUGAGGUCCAAGAGGAUUCGUGAUUUCAAUAUUGCCCUCCUCGAGAAUCAGGCAUGGAGAAUGAUUCAAAACCCAAACUCUUUAAUGACAAAAGUCUCUAAAGCUAGAUAUUUCCCUAGAGACAACUUCUUUGAGGCUAAAAUUGGUUGA
This is a messenger RNA of Ipomoea nil (Japanese morning glory), 789 nucleotides long. RefSeq lists its product as uncharacterized. The record is from RefSeq and is a predicted model, not a curated record. The transcript has 3 exons. The coding region runs from base 1 to 789 and encodes 262 amino acids. Lineage: Eukaryota; Viridiplantae; Streptophyta; Magnoliopsida; Solanales; Convolvulaceae.